Molecule: messenger RNA, 1299 nt
Organism: Olea europaea var. sylvestris
Lineage: Eukaryota; Viridiplantae; Streptophyta; Magnoliopsida; Lamiales; Oleaceae
Product: thermospermine synthase ACAULIS5-like
Exons: 10
Coding region: 100-1101 (333 amino acids)
Biological process (GO): polyamine biosynthetic process
Molecular function (GO): thermospermine synthase activity
Source: RefSeq, a predicted model, not a curated record
GGACAUUUCUUGGUCACACUUAACCCUCUAGAAUUCUUACCUCCUUCACUCUUCUCUCUUUCUACUUUUAAUUGUCAAGAUUCAUAAUCAAUUACCACCAUGGGUGAAGCUGUGGAGUUCUUUCAUUGCAAUGGAUUCUCUAAAGUAAAUGAAAUUAUUAUUGAGGAAAAUGGAAGUGAUGAUUCUUGGUUUGAAGAAGAGAUUGAUGUUGAUCUCAAAUGGUCUUUUGCCUUGAACAAAGUGCUGCACAAAGGGACUAGUGAGUACCAGGAUAUUGCUCUUUUGGACACAAAAAGAUUUGGGAAGGUGUUGGUAAUUGAUGGGAAGAUGCAGAGUGCAGAAGUUGAUGAAUUUAUAUAUCACGAAUGUUUGAUUCAUCCAUCUCUCUUAUGUCACCCCAACCCCAAAAGUGUGUUUAUUAUGGGAGGUGGCGAAGGAUCUGCAGCAAGGGAAGCACUCAGGCACAAGUCGAUAAAUAAAGUGGUCAUGUGUGAUAUCGAUCAGGAGGUCGUUGAUUUUUGCAGAAAGCAUCUUACAGCAAACCAUGAAGCUUUUCGUAACACGAAACUCGAUUUAGUGAUUAAUGAUGCCAAAGCUGAAUUGGAGAAAAGGGAGGAAAAGUUCGAUAUAAUUGUGGGAGAUUUAGCAGAUCCAGUUGAAGGAGGGCCUUGCUAUCAACUAUAUACAAAAUCUUUCUAUGAAAACAUUCUCAAGCCUAAGCUCAAUAACAAUGGAAUCUUUGUUACUCAGGCUGGACCGGCAGGGGUGUUCAGCCACAAGGAGGUAUUCUCAUCAAUAUACAACACAAUAGUACAGGUUUUCAAAUAUGUGCUGGCUUACACUGCUCAUGUACCAUCUUUUGCUGAUACAUGGGGAUGGGUUAUGGCAUCUGAUCAACCACUCUGCAUUGAGGCUGGGAAAAUAGACAAGAAGAUUGCAGAGAGAAUUGAUGGAGAAUUGCUAUACUUAAAUGGAGCCUCAUUCGUCUCGUCCACCAUCUUGAAUAAGACAGUUGCUAAGACGUUGAAGAAUGAGAGUCAUGUCUACACAGAGGAUGAUGCAAGGUUCAUCCACGGCCAAGGGGUUGCAUACCGCAGAUGAGAGUUUGCUGCUGUUAUUUGGCUUGGGGGGAGAACAUAAAACUAUGAAUAAAUUUUAUAUAUUCUAUGCUGCUUAUGCUGGUUUUAGGAUUGUAUCUAACUUAAAUCAAGUUUAUGCAAUGCUGAAAAUUCACCAGGCUUCAAUUAGUUGUACCUUCUCUUUUCUAUAAUUGAAUCCGUGGAAGAGAUUGUUUUCUUA